Molecule: messenger RNA, 2662 nt
Organism: Alosa sapidissima (American shad)
Lineage: Eukaryota; Metazoa; Chordata; Actinopteri; Clupeiformes; Clupeidae
Product: GTPase IMAP family member 6-like
Exons: 3
Coding region: 141-1307 (388 amino acids)
Molecular function (GO): GTP binding
Source: RefSeq, a predicted model, not a curated record
GAUCAGUUGUCACACAAGUGUCCGUGGUGCAUUUGCUCGCACUUUCAAUUCCUGAAAUGGAGUAGCAGCAGCAGCAAUAAUAAAGUUGGACAUACAGGUUAACAUUCAACCCAUUGCUCCUACUUUAAACGUCAGAAUUGAUGGCUACCUGUUCAAAACGUCGAUCUGGUGAAGACACUCAAACUCUUCCAGAGGUUAGGAUUGUGAUGCUGGGCUUUCGAGAUGCAGGGAAGAGUUCAGCAGGAAACACCAUUCUGCAGGGAGACAUGUUUGACCAUCGCAAAACUGUUGAGAGUGUGAAAAGACAGGGAAAAAUUGCUGGAAAACACGUCACUGUUAUUAACACUCCAGGCUGGGGAAGGGAGCAGCUGCUUAAAGACAGCCCUGAGCUCAUUAAAGAAAACAUUAUACUGAGCAUGGCUCUGUGUCCCCCUGGUCCACACACUGUUCUCAUAGUCGUCCGCAUCGAUGUAAAACUUACAGAAACAAACAGAAGGGCCAUGCAAGAACACGUUGAGCUCCUUGGUGAACGUGUAUGGAGUCACAGUAUGGUGCUGUUCACCUGUGGUGACUGGCUUGGAGACACUUGCAUUGAGAAAUACAUUGAGAGUGAAGGGAAGGUCAUGGAAUGGCUCGUGGAGAAAUGUGGAAACAGGUACCAUGUUAUCAAUAAUGUUAACAAGGAGGACACAUCUCAGGUUUUAGAACUUCUGGAAAAGGUUGAGGAGAUGGUGAGAAGGAACAAUGGGCAACAGUAUGAAAUAGACCGAAGGCGACUGGUAGAAAUAGAACAGAGAAAGAGAUCUUGUGAAGAAAAAGCAAAAAAAAGAAUGAUGAAAGGUGAGCAAUAUAAGCUGAAUUGCCCAAAAGAUGUUGGAAUAUUUCACAAGCCGAAGGAAGGUGCUAUCGCAGAUCUGACAGGAGCUCCUAGUCUAGAUCUUGCUACGGAAGUGCCAGUUCCACAGCUUGGAGCAGACACUGAAAUCUCCGCACUGGCUGUCACUGAAGGAACCGCAGCUAGAACUCCAACCUCUGAUAAUCCUGAGACAGAACAUACCAGAACCUCUGAAUCUGUUUCCACUGACAGAAAAGAUGCUGCUGGACCUUCACUCACUUCCACUGACGAAGAAAAUGUUGCUACAUCACCCACACCCACUUCUAAAACCAGAGGAGCAGUCAUCAGAACUUGUGUUGCUUCCAAUGAUGACAGGGAUAGCACCGGAUGUUCUGAAGUUCCCCUGGUCCCUACCAGGCAGUCUCGCAACCGAAGGCUCCCAGCAAGAUAUCAGAAUUAUCAUAUGUCUUGACAUGAAUAAUGUGUCAUAAUGAUGGCCAAUGGUUUGCUUUGCCAAAGCAUUUUUGUAACCAGACAGAGCUCUUCAUUUAAUAGUUUUUUUUUUUUUACUUAUCCUUUGUUUAACCAGGGUAACCACAUUGAGAAUGGUUUAUUGAGUGUUUUUUUAUGUAGAUGUGUGUAUGGACGUUGUCAGCAUGAGCAGGGAAAAAAGAUGCAGUUACAGCUGCAUUCAACGGAAUCAGACCUGGCUACAUGAACUCGUUAGAGCCUGUGAAUAAACACACAAGGAUACAAGGAGGUGUAUUUAUCACAUACAUAGAAAUACUAGCGUAAAGCUUGUAGUGAAAUUUUGCUUUGGUGUUCAGCUUUUUUUGUGCGAGUGUAAAGAAAGAAAUAUUUAAUAAAUAGCAAGAGAUAAAGAGUAUAAAGUGCAGUGUGUGUGCAGUCCAUGGCCAAGUGAGUAAAAAGUGUAAGUGCUGUUUAUUUAGUCUUGUGUGUUCAGGAUACGGAUGGCUUGAGGAAAGCAGCUCCUCCUCAGUCUCUCUGUAACAUUGAGCUGUUGAGGUAAUUGGAGGCCUUGGAUCAGGGGGAGAAAUCUCUUCACUGGCCAUAGCUAUAAGCAAUUUUCAUAUGUACAUUUUCCUUUUUUUAUUUUUAUAUACUGUGUCCAAAUGUCUUUUGUCUUUUACUUAUAGUUUUUUAAUUAUUAUUAUUUUAUGUUUAUUUUAUGUAAACAUUGUGUUGGGAUCUCAUUGUCAAUGUGUCAGUGUGUUAAUCUAGUACAAAUGCACAUAUCUUACCACCAUAAAUCUAAAUGGAUACAGGUAUACAGGUCCUCAUUUCUUGACAGGGUGUUCUGCAGAAAAGGCAUAGGCUAUAACUUCCCCCUUGUGCUGUUUUCUUUUCUGAUUCUUUCACACCAUGACGUUGACGGUUUAUCAUAGCACAUAGGCUUCUAGGCUAUAUCAAUAAUCCUGACUCUCCCUUAUGGUAGGCUAGUGGUGUCUCAUUUCCAAGGGGAAUAUUUUCACCCUUAUACCCAGGGAGCAAAAGGGGUUUUACAGACAUGGAAUGUUGUAAAGGGUUGUGACCCAUAAAUUAUGUCUAUAGGACCUUCAAAGAUGGACCACAACCUGGUCAACUCACUACUGGAAACCUACAGUACAGGGAGGAUUAAACAAUGCAACCACUGCUGCUUUUAGCCCUUCAGAAGGGGAGUUACGGAACAUUGUAACGGAAUAUUCUAUUCCGCAACAAUGUAAGAUUGUAAAAUUCCAUGUUGAAUUCAAUGAACCCAGAUCCUUGUAGAUGGCUCUGAAUGAACCCAGAUACUCUUUAGAAUGUUCAAUUUCCAACAUUCUACCU